GUCAGAGGUGUUGUGGCUUUGAGGGCAAUUGUUCAAGUGAGAAGAGGGAUGUGCAGAUCUCAAGAUGACAUAGGGAUCCUGAUGGGAAUUUUUCCUGCUUCUGGAGGAGGGAAGCAGAGGGCUGUUUUUCCUCCUCUGGGCCAGGGAUGCAUGGAAUGGCAGAGGUGGGGGCCCCCAGCUAUGGAGACUGGGAGGGCAGGUUGGGGUCCCUGGAAGCAGAUCUUGAGACAAAGUUUCCUGUGCAAGAGAUUUAUUACAAAGGUGUGCCCAGCAUUCCAUUGUGGGAGGAUAUCGGAGGAUGCAAGUCCCCAAGACCUCCCCGACACUGCUGGUGGCGUGCAAACUGAUGCCACUACAUUGGAAAACAAUUUGGCAGUAUCUCAUGGAGGUGAAUAUUCAGCAAUUCCACUCCCAGAUGCCUGUCUGGAGACAACCUCAUCAAGUCUGGUCUCAGAUGUGUGUUCUCUCUGAUGGGAGACAGCUGGAGCGGCUGUCAGGCCUCCCUGGCAAUAGCGGUGCCUGUGGCGGCACCUGUCAGCAGCACCUUAACGCUGUCCCAGUGAUGGCUGCUGCGAGUGGGAAGGUGACAGGAGGCAGUAGUUCUUGGGGUUUGGGAGGCUCUUUGCUGCACUGCUCCUUGACCCCUCUACAUGGAAGGGUGAGCCCCAGUUCCUGUACAUCUUCUGGAAUUGCAGACCUCCUCCCCACAUCACCUCUAGUGGAUUUCCUCGCUGGUCUUGACUCUGGCUGAUGCCAUCCACACGCCUCCACUCCAGCUGUUUUCCUAAGACAGGGUGUGAUGCCAUGCCUCCCUGUGUUUCCUGGUCCCUCUGCCUCAAAGACUUUGGUUUCCCACCUCUGUCUGGUGAAUUUCCCCUUUCCAAGGCCAGCUUCCAAUUCCCUUUUUCAGACAUCCUGUCAUGCUGUGCCCAGGCAGAGCCUUCCUCCCCAAACCCACACAGCCCUUUGCACAUGUCUCUUCCAUUACACAUAUUGGUUGCCAGGAAGGAGAAGUCAGGUGAAUGCCUGCCUCUGGCUCCCAAUCACAAUGUUUGAGUCUCAAGGAGGGCGACCAGGUGGAGUUAGGUGACCUCACCCCAAGAGUACAAGGGUCACAGUUGGGCAGGGUAAGUUCUGGAUCCCAGGAAGAUAAUUCUGUUGUUCUUAAAAUAAGACCCCAGCUGGUGAUGAGGAGAGAGACCUGGAGGACACAGAGAAGGGCCCAGAACCCUCCUUCAUUCCAAGAGGAGAGGCUGCUGACCACAGUGCAGAGGGCCAAGGUUCUAGGAAAGGGGCACAGAGGUCAGGACCGGACUGCAGUCCAGCAAGAACCGGAGCUCAAGCUUCAGCCUUCUGAUUGAGCUCACCAGUCUCGAAGGAGACUGGAGCUCCCUGGACCUAGGUUCAAAUCCCCACUCCUCCACUUAUUUGCUGUGUGACCUUGGGCAAGUCACUUCACCUAUCUGAGCCUUGGUUGCCAUCAGUGCAACAUGAGGUAACAGUGCUCAAUUUAUGGAGAUAAUGUUGGGGAGGGCCUAGCCCAGAUAUGGGCACACA
This is a messenger RNA of Symphalangus syndactylus (siamang), 1557 nucleotides long. RefSeq lists its product as uncharacterized. NCBI's taxonomy places the organism in Eukaryota, Metazoa, Chordata, Mammalia, Primates, Hylobatidae. The record is from RefSeq and is a predicted model, not a curated record.